AUGUCUUACUUUACCAAAAAAAUUGCUGAUUGGAGUAAUCCUAAACAAAAAAUGUACUUGACACCUUUGUCUUGUUCACCCGAUUCUGAUUCUUCCAAUUCUUCCACAGAUUCAAUCAAUGCCAAAAAACAACUUUUCGAACUCCCCGCCAACAAUUCUACCCCUACUUCAAACAAAAAAUCAUCAAAAUCAUCAAAACACAACAAUUCAGCUAAACUCUCAACUGCUUUUGACAACGUCGAACAAAAAUCUUUGACUGGUAGACUUAAUGUAAACAUUGUUGAAGGUCGUAAACUCAACGUUAGUAAUUUUCAAUCCAGACCUUAUUGCGUGGUUGAAUUCGAUCGUGAUCAAUUUGUAACUCGUGAAGCAAUUAGAGAUAGUGACCUUCCAAUUCAACGUGGUGGAAAACCCGUAGAUUUCUUGGAUUUGGUUCGUGCUGCUAGAUGUCCAAUAUGGAAACAAAAAGUUACCUUUGAUGUCGCGCGUCUUGAUAGCGAACUUCAAGUUUCUGUUUAUGAACGUGUUCAUCAUUUGGAUAAUGCUCAAACUGAAGUUUUCCUUGGAACAUUAAAAAUUCAACCUCCAAAAAAACCAAAUCAGCCAAUUGACGGUAAAGAAUCAGUUACCGGUGAAUUGCAUAAAUCAAAUCUUAAACCAGGAUCUUUUGAAAUUCUUAAAUUGAUUGGCAAAGGAAACUUUGGAAAAGUAUUUCAAGUUCGUAAAAAAGACACAAAUCGUAUUUAUGCAAUGAAAGUUCUUCACAAACAAGAUUUGAUCGAGCGUAGAGAAGUUGAACACACAUUAGCUGAAAAAAAUAUUCUUAUCAGAGCCGAAUCUUGUCCAUUCUUGGUUGGUUUGAAAUUUUCUUUCCAAACUCGUACUCAUCUCUACUUGGUCACUGAUUUCAUGAACGGUGGUGAAUUGUUUUGGCAUUUACAAAAUGAAGUAAGACUCAGUGAAGAAAGGGCUAAAUUCUAUGCUGCUGAAAUUGUUUUGGCUUUAGAACAUUUACAUAAAUAUAACAUCGUCUAUAGAGAUCUUAAACCAGAAAAUAUACUACUUGAUGCUACUGGUCAUAUAGCUCUUUGUGAUUUUGGUCUUUGUAAAGAAAAUUUAGCUACUGGACAAACAACAAAUACAUUUUGUGGCACAUCAGAAUAUCUUGCUCCUGAAGUAUUAGCUGAAUGCGGUUAUGGUAAAUCUGUUGACUGGUGGAGCUUAGGAAUAUUGUUCUAUGAGAUGAUUGCCGGCUUCAGUCCUUUCUACACCAAUGACACCCAAUUAAUGUAUCGUAGAAUAUUGUUUGGUAAACUCAAAUUUCCAAAAGGUUUUUUCAGUGAUGAUGCCAAAAGUUUAAUCAAAGGCCUCCUUGCACGUAAUCCUCACAACAGACUCGGAUCAAACGGUGAUGCAGAAGACUUGAAACGUCAUCCAUUUUUCGCCAAUGUAGAUUGGAAUGCAUUAUAUAAUAAACAAGUACCACCACCAUUUAAACCAAAUGUCACCUCAGAAGAUGAUACUUCAUGCUUUGAUCCUGCAUUCACAGAAGAACAAAUUGAUUAUUGGCCAUCUCUAACCAAGAACAUAAGUAGAAAUGGUACAAAUGCUUCUAUAGCCAGUGAAUUAAAUGACACCUUUGUUGGUUUCACUUAUUCAGGAGAACCAACCACUACAUUAAAUAUUGGUGGAUGUUGUGGCCUUCAAGUUAACAAUACCGUUGCAUCCAUUUCUCCAGUACAGGUUAUUGGAGGAGUUGUGAUAAUCAUAACUGUCUACAUUCGACGUAAAUUUGUUAAACCACCACCAGAGUUUAAAGAUAUACCGACUAUAUCGCCUAUCCAAUUAAUAAAAACUUUGAUAUCAGGCCGACCUCAUGAUGAAGUACAAAAGAUUUGGUAUGUUGUGAGAUGGGGAAUUCAUAUUUCAAAAUUGGAAUAUGUUAAAGAAUUUUUAACUGAACCAAUUGACAAUGUGCCAAAAAUUACUUAUUCUCCUGAUAGUGCAGUUUCAAAAUUCUUAGGAACAUGGAAAGUACAUCGCAACAUAUCCGCAAAAGCUUUUAACAAAGCACUUUCGCCAAAAAUAAUUGGAGAAUGUGGAAUUGAUAGUGUUAAAUUGAUCGAGAAAUGGGAGAAUACACCAAUGGAUACGUUUCUAUUGAUGCAAAGAAUUACUUUACAAGCGUUGGGUAAAGUGGCAUUUGGAUAUGAUUUUCAAUGUUUAAAAAAUUGGGAAGAACAACCGGAAUUUAUAGAAACUUACCAUAGUAUAAUGAAUCAUGUUAUGGCACCAAGAACCUUUUUCUUUCCAUUUCUUGACAAAUUACCAUUAAAUUCAAAUAUUAGAUACAGAAUGUUAAAAGCUGCAGAAAAUGAAGAUUAUACAUGGUCGGCAAGAUCUUUAAGAGAUGAAAUAGUGAUUUUAUUUGUUGCUGGACACGAUACCACUGCACAUUCAUUAAGCGUUGUUUUUUAUUACCUGGGAAGAUAUUUGGAUAUUCAAGAAAAAGCUAGAGAAGAAGUGGUUAGAAUAAUUGGUAAAGAUUUAGUAAUUCCAACUUCAGAUCAAUUAAAGGAAUUAAAAUAUGUAAACGCAAUAAUAAAAGAAGCAUUAAGGUUAUAUCCCUCAUUAACAACCGCGCCACCAAGAAUAAUUCAACGUGAUUUUCAAUUUGAUAAUUUUCUAAUACCAAAGGGUACUUAUCUGCAAGUGAAUUACUGGCAAAUCCAUCACAAUCCAGAAAUUUAUCCGCGACCAUAUGAAUUUAUACCAGAACGUUGGUUGGAUAAUCAUCCAAUGAGUUUGAAUGCAAAUCAGGAAAAACGACAUGCAUUUUCUUGGUUACCAUUUUCUGCUGGUCCAAGAAAUUGGUAA
Molecule: messenger RNA, 2877 nt
Organism: Entrophospora sp. SA101
Lineage: Eukaryota; Fungi; Glomeromycota; Glomeromycetes; Entrophosporales; Entrophosporaceae
Source: the annotation of a GenBank genome assembly